AUGUUUGCUUUCGGGAACCAGAUUCUCGCAGGUAUUCGUGCAAUACAAGAGCAAAAGCAAGCCGAACAGCAGGCCAAAGAGCAGGUCCCGAGGCCCAUCCGCCCAUGGACAUCCGUCCGUCGAGAGCAUGGCCUAGCUCAUCAACGUCUGUUUGAGGACUACUUCACCGAUGAGCCCCGGUGGGGACCGACGUUUUUUGCCGACGGUUUAGGAUGCGACGAGAACUAUUUCUCCAGAUUGUUCACGCGAUGGAGGCACGCGACGUGUACUUCCAGCAGCGGGAAGAUGCGACCACAGAAAGGGUCUAUCCCCGCUGAUGACGUGCACGGUUGCGCUUCGUCAGUUGGCAUACGGCACUAUGACGGACAUGUUCGACGAGUAUCUUCACGUCGGGGAUACAACUGGCCGAGAGUGUCUGAAGCUGCACGGAAGGACGUGGAGCGAGGAUUCAGUGUGCUUCAAGCGCGUUGGGGAAUAGUGAAAGGCUCGGCUCGUUCCUGGUAUAUGCAUCAUAUCGUCAAUGUCAUGUACGCGUGCAUCAUCUUGCACAACAUGAUUAUUCACGAUGAAGGUCGUGCAACUAGCGAUUGGUCCGACGAUAAAGCCACUUCGAGCGCAAGUCAUGCAACCCCGCCGGUCGUUCAAGGUUUACCCUAUGGAGUCAACGAGAGAUUACAAGCUCAAAAGAGCAUGCGCAAUCAACAAGCUCAUCUUCAACUCAUGAACGACAUGAUUGAAGAAGUCUGGACACGUAAUGGUCGUUGA
Molecule: messenger RNA, 765 nt
Organism: Salvia hispanica
Lineage: Eukaryota; Viridiplantae; Streptophyta; Magnoliopsida; Lamiales; Lamiaceae
Source: RefSeq, a predicted model, not a curated record